Molecule: messenger RNA, 984 nt
Organism: Anopheles aquasalis
Lineage: Eukaryota; Metazoa; Arthropoda; Insecta; Diptera; Culicidae
Product: peritrophin-1-like
Cellular component (GO): extracellular region
Molecular function (GO): chitin binding
Source: RefSeq, a predicted model, not a curated record
CCUGCCUUGCUGCUGCUGCUGCUGCUGUCGGUCAUAGAUGGUCUACGGUGUAAGAGGCAGUCAAUUCGAUCCAUAACGUCAUUUACUACGAGACGAUAAAGAAACAAACAAUUUGCGCAACUCCGCCGACAAACAUGUGAUUUGUUCCGAACGACAAAAUCUCGGAUUUAAGCAAUAAAUCGCUUAUUUUGGUAGCAGGAAUCAGCCGAUCCAACCGAUAAGGCACCACACAAACCGGAUGACGCCCGUCUAGCCGGGAGCAUUGACGUGUUGUGUGGUCGCUACGGUAGCGAAGGAUACUGAUUGCGAUAAUAGGGAGAAUGGUUCCUGCCGAUCAACUAUUGCCGCGUGUGCUACAUCAUAACAGUUUGAGCGUUUGAGCUGAAACGGUCACAAGUUGCGCGCCACAGGGCUCUUAAUCUGAAACACGUGGUAUCCAGUACAAUGAAGACGAUCUUUUACGCCGCGCUGGUGGUCUUCGGGGUGAUGCAGCAACUGCACGGUACAAAUGCAGGGCGCUGUGAUGGAUUGCCCGGUGGAUCGUUGCUGCGGUACGAUGAUCCGGCACAGUGUAAUCGCUUCUACGCCUGCCAGCACGAAACAGACCACGAGUGGUACUGUCCACCAGGAGAAUUUUUCAACCAACGCAACCAACAAUGCGAAACUAGCUGCAACACGGCAGACGCAAAUAAUUGGUGUAUCGGAUUGCCGGAUAUGUUCAUCCGCGUGCCACCGACUGAGCCAGCGGAUUGCAACAAGUAUUACACCUGCUUUGGAGGUCAAAUGUUCCCCAAUACCUGCCCGGGAGGAUUACUAUUUUCUCAACUUCGGCAAGCCUGCGCUUCAUUUCCGGAUGAGUGUUAAAUAAGGGAUGUUCUCUUUUUCAAAUAAACGAUUCUUCAACGUGAAGAUACAACAUCUACGUGAAGAUACAUGUAUCAGUAAUGGAACACUUUUUUCAUUGAUGACUAAUUGUAGAAAUAU